CAACCAUUCAUAGCUAGCAAGCAUCGCACUUGUCUCUGUCCACCCAUCCGUCCGUCCGUCCGUCUGUCUGUCUGUCUUCUCCUCCGCUUACGCUCUCUCCCACUUGGCUUCACUCCUUGAUACAUACGCACAUGUGCCCGCCAUUCGACUCGCUACACGCGGCACCAGCCAGCCAGCUAGCCACACAGACAGGCAGACAAGCAGACAGACAGACAGGCAGGACACGUGGUGCAUACUAUACGAUCUGAUCCAUCCCUUCGGUUCGUUCGUGCGAUGGAAUGGAUGGAUGAAUGGAUGGAUGAGACUAAUCAAAACAUUCGAUCUGUCUAUAAAAACACUCUGACUGACGACCGACAAGCUGGCUUAAUUGUGCUGUAUAUGCCAUGCCACACCAACCCGCUCGUCCGUCCGUCCACUCAUCCAGUAUCCACACCAACACGCCACAGGCACCAAACCAGCUGGCCAGCAGGGCACUACACGGGCAUAUAUGGCACCAAUCAAGGCAAUCAAUCAAGGCAACAUAUAUAGGGAGGCACUGCACCGCACACUCAUUUGAUCUGUCUGUCUGUCUGUCACCAUUCCAGGUCAGGCGGCCCCACACACUGAGUGCCUGCGUGGCCAACAGACAGACAGACAGACACACAACACAUCGAUGGACACUUGGGUGGACAGAUGGAUGGAUGGACACCAUGCACACGACUGACUGACACACUGUGCCAGUUGGUCUCAGUGUCAGUCACCUUUAGGCCUCUGUUGGUCUGCGUGUUUCCUGGCAACCCGCUCGAGCACCGCAUAGGCCAUUAUCGACUCGUGGCCGUCACUCCUGACACACACACAUAUACACACACACAUAUGAGGCAGACGGAACACAUAACACGAAACAACAGAAUAUAUAUAUUUAUGUGUGUAUAUGUGUGUGUGUGUACCAGUGGAUGGUGACAGCAUAGUUGCCGGUGGGGUUGAUGCGAUCCGCCACCACAUCGCGCGGGACGCGCCUGCACGGCACACACAUGAUAAAGGGAUGGAUGGAUGGACUGACUUUGUCCUUUACCAUGGCUGCAGUUUGGCCUUGCCGGUGAACUCGUCAAUGCACUCGGCGCACCGACACGCUGCACACAGACAGCAGCCAUCCAUGUGUGUGUGUGUGUGUGUGUGUGAUGUCAAGGUACCGACCGAGUCGCACCGUCCUUGCCGGCACCAGCAGCACGUCCUCACCCGCCACACCUGCAGGAAUGAGCCAAUGGAUGAAUGGAUGGGCGAGCCAGUGACACACGCCACACACGCCACACAACACACAUACACACACACACACACACACAUACAGUCCCCCUCCAAACAUUGAUACCGCUCAUCAGCUCUGAUGCCUCCAGUGCACCAACGUGGCCGUUGGUCGCCCCCUGUCCCUCUCCUGAUGUGCCAUUGUCGGCCACAGCGGGGCCGUUGGACACUGCUGCCGGUGGUGGUGCUGGUGGUGGCGGUGACGCACAAGGGAUGGUGACCUCCAUCAUCAUGUCGUCCGUCAUGCGCACACGGGGCCGACUGCAGUGAUCCAUCCAUCCAUCCAUCCAGCUAUCCAUCCAGCUAUCAUGUGGUGUGGUGUGGCGGCUGUGUGUCCGUCUGUGUGUGUGUACUUGUCAGCGAAUCUGCUCGCUGAAAGGCCUCGUGCGACGGUCUCGGCGAUCUGACGGAAACUCUCCCACACCUGACAGACAGACAGACAGACAAACAGACAGACAGACAAAGAAACAAAUGAAGGGCAAACCGACGGACACACACACACACACCGACCGGAUCGUGGCUAUCGACGGUCAGCACAAAAGGGAACGUUGCAGGGGGGCAUUCCAGCGGCUCAUACGCAUCAUCAUCACCCUCACGACGCUGCUGCGUGUGGGUGGCCUCCUGGGGGACGGUCAGCCGCUGGUCGAUGGGCAGUCGGCACCAGUGUGUGCGGUCGAUGCCGUACUCGUCCUGCAGCCUGGCGAUGGUGUGCGGGGGCCGCUGGAAGAUCUCGUGUCGCGUGUGGCAGGUGCCGCAGGUGAAGUAGCUCAUAUUCUCGACCACCAUCAGGGUGGGGAUCUUCAGCUGAUCGAACACACGCAAACCCUUCUCGACGUCAACCAAACUGCCCACACGUCAACACACCGAGAGGGAAUAUAUAUAUGUGUGUGUGUGUGAGGAUUUCCCUCUUCUUCACUGACCUGAGUUGCUGUGGCGUGGUGACAAUGACGGCCCCGUGCACCCGCACCGACUGCGCCACCGUCAUGUGUAUGUCCCCAGUGCCAGGCGGCAAAUCGAUCACCAGGUAGUCCAGCUCCCCCCAGGCCGUCCCAGUAAUCAUCUGCCGCACCAUCCCCGACGCCAGCGGACCCCUCAGCGCGGCGUAGUCGCCCGGCUUGAUGAACCCAUAGCUCAUGAGCUUCACCCCCCGGUGCUCCAGAGGCACCAUCAGCCCGUCCGGUGUGCCGCGCACACCGUCGCAUUGCAGUGGAAUCAGGUAGCUGAGCGAGGGGCCGUAGACGUCGGCGUCAAUGAUACCGACCUUGGCCUUCAUGUGCUGCAGCGUGUAGGCGAGAUUGACGGCCACGGUGGACUUGCCGACGCCGCCCUUGCAGCUGGCCACGGCAAUGAUGAACGACACCUGACGCAGGCCGGGGGGAAUGCCCUCUGACCCCGGCUGCUGCCGGGAUGAAGAGGCCUUCUGGCUGGUGAUGUCGAUCUGCACACUGCCCGCCGUCACCCACUCCAGUGCCUCCAAGAGAGAGGUGCACACCUGACAACCAUACGGAGGAUGCAUAGAUCUGUCGGUGUGUGUCAGUAUGGUGCUGCCGUCUGCUCACCUGCACGAACUGGUCCUUGACGGGGCAUGCCGGUGUGGUGAGCUCGAGGGUGAAGCUGACAGCGCCCUUUGUGAAGUCGAUUUUGAGGUUUUUGAUGAAUCCCAGUGUGACGAUGUCCUUCUUGAGGUCGGGAUCUAUCACCUUCUUGAGCUCGUGCACCACCUCCUCUCUCAGGCGGUCAUCCCGGGGCUGACCUUCGCCACCGCCAUCCACAAGUGCGUCAUCCAUCC
This is a messenger RNA of Vitrella brassicaformis, 3067 nucleotides long. NCBI's taxonomy places the organism in Eukaryota, Vitrellaceae. The record is from the annotation of a GenBank genome assembly.